UACACGCACUCUAUAAUAUGUCAUUAAUCCGAUGUUAACAAUUCAGUGAAUCAUGCCUGUCAGAAUUAGGAGUGCGGUCAUAGUCCUUACAGUUGUGGUGGUUUUAACUUUUAUGUACAGUAUAGCUGUGCAUGAAUUCAUUGCUUUUAAAAAAGUAAGGACAAACAACAUCAUAGAUGCUGCUGUAAAACGUCUGACAGCUGAUGAAAUUCAAAAAAAAUAUAUGAUGGAUUUCUCUGUAGAAGAAUUAGAAUCCCGAGUGCAGAAGGAAAGAGAAGAGAUAGACAAAUUGCCACUUGACAUCAAAAGACAUAGACUACCAGAUGUGAUACAAAUUGGGGUAUUUAAAGCAGGUACAGGAACGACAACCGAAUGGCUUGCAAGACAUCCACAGAUUGAACUAGUCAAAAAUACCGACACAGGUUUCUGCGCAAACUCAUACAGUUAUGCUGAAUAUGUAGCUCAUUUUCCAGAGAUCUCAAAUGAUAAACAAAUAUUUGAACGCGCACAAUGCUAUUCACGUCAAAUGGCAUUAUACGAAAGGAUGGCUGCUGCAUAUCAACAAAGAAACGUGAAACUUUUGAUCGUCAUCCGUGAUCCAAUAGAUCGACUUAUAUCUGGAUACAUACAAAGCGUCCUUGAAAAAGACAAACACAAGUCUUUUGAGGAGCAUAUAUGCUGCAUGAAUGGGACAUUUCAAAUGGACAAUAACUGCAAAUUCAGUACCCAAAGAAGCGUUUAUGUUAUUCAACUUGCAAAGUGGCUACAGGCUUUCCCGCGAGACAGCAUACAUCUAGUUGAUGGAGAUAUAUUUGCUAAAACACCAUGGGUAGAACUUGAAAAAAUUGAACGAUUCCUUAAACUUGAUCAUUUUUACUCUGAGGAUAGAUUCCCUAUCAACCCUGAAAAUCCUAAAUUCCGCUGCUUUAUCAAAUACAAUGAAACAGAGCCCAUUUGUAUGGGUGUAGACAAGGGGAGGUCUCAUCCUAAAAUUUCAGAAGAAACAAUACUGAAAUUGAGGAAAUUUUUCAAGCCCUAUAAUGAUGAACUUUUUACCUUGGCUGGUCAGAGGUUUUCUUGGAGUGUAAACUACGAUUAAUAUAACAACUGUAGAAAUACUAUAACAGCAAUGUCAAGGUGUAGCAAAUCUCAAGGUCAUAUCUGCCAUUUUCAGAAAUGGCCGCCUAUUAGCCAAAUUGUAAAUAGACAAUGUAAUAUGCUUCCAAGUAUUCAUAUAAGAAAUGUUCACAAAAUUGCUCCUGUAAUUAUUCACUUAUUGCAAAAAAUGUAAAAUAACACACAUAAAAGUGAAAUAAAAGUGACCGCCAGUUUUCAUAUUAGUCGCUCACUUGCCAAAUUGUCAUUUUUAAAAUGCGUGGGCUUUUUCAAAUGGCCGCUGUAUUACCACCAAAGUAUAACAAGACAGUGUACCAUGUUUAUCUCUGUAUCCCCCGAACUUCAUUUGAUGGGAUAAUUAAACAGAAAUAUUAGAAAUCCACAUUCUCUGACUACAGAGUUCAAUGGAUGUAGUUUGCCCUUAGUUUGGACAAUAACCAUUGGGGGGAAAGGGGGAAAUCUUACUGUGUAGUGUCCCAGUAUUUGACCAGGCCAUCCUUUCCUGCAGAUACGAUCAUCCCUUCAUCCUUUGAAAGAUUACUCAUCUUCAGUUGCACAGUUUCAAUCCUGAAAAAACACAUUGAUUAUGUAAUAAACGAGGCAUACAAUGAAACUGAGCUCAGUUGUAUGGGUGUAGAAAAGGGGAGGUCUCAUCCUAAAAUUUCAGAAAAAACAAUAAUAUUAACAUGCAAAAGUCAUCAACAUGCAAAAUGUCAC
Messenger RNA from Owenia fusiformis, 1833 nucleotides. NCBI's taxonomy places the organism in Eukaryota, Metazoa, Annelida, Polychaeta, Sabellida, Oweniidae. The record is from the annotation of a GenBank genome assembly.